Molecule: messenger RNA, 11848 nt
Organism: Rhincodon typus (whale shark)
Lineage: Eukaryota; Metazoa; Chordata; Chondrichthyes; Orectolobiformes; Rhincodontidae
Gene: zc3h7bb
Product: zinc finger CCCH-type containing 7Bb
Exons: 23
Coding region: 226-3174 (982 amino acids)
Biological process (GO): miRNA processing
Molecular function (GO): protein binding; metal ion binding; miRNA binding
Source: RefSeq, a predicted model, not a curated record
UUAGGACCUCAGAGGCAUUGCUCUUUUCUGACUGAUUCAGUAAAGGAGGAAGCGUGUUGGCGAUGCUGGCAAUAAAAGGCGCUGAAUAAUUAUAACGUUGAAAUAUCAUGAAUUGAUCUAAAAUUUGUGAUUUUAAUUUAGGGAAAAGAAAACUCUGGAUGCAGUUGAAGAAAGAACUCAUUUUAACAGGGGCGGUGACUGAUACUACUAUCUGCAGCUGUUAAUAUGUCAAGUACCUCUCCCGGAAGGCAGAAACGCAAGGAGGAAAUUCAGAAAGGCCUGCAUUUUAUUCAGUCUCCCUUGCCUUAUCCAGGAAGUCAAGAUGAAUAUGAGACUUUUCUGCACCAGCUGGUUAAAAACCUGCUGGAGGAAGGGAACGGGCUGUACAGAGAAAGUGAUUAUAAACUAGCCCUGGCCCAGUAUGUAGAAGCCUUGAACGUAGCGCAGUACGCAGAAUCAGAUGAGGUGGUAAUCUCGCAGCGUCUGCUUGAGAAGCUGUACGUUAAUCGAGCUGCCUGCUACUUUAGUAUGGGUAUGUACGAGAAAGCUUUGGAAGACUGUGAGAGCACACUAAAGCUCAAUGAAACUAACUAUCGGGCACUUUAUCGGAAAACACAAGCUCUCAAUGCGUUAGGAAGGCAUAAAGAAGCUUACGAAUGCAUUGCCAAGUGCUCCUUUGCUGUUCCACAGGAUGAAAAUGUCGUGAAAUUGACACAAGAACUGGCACAGAAACUGGGGCUAAGGAUCCGUAAAGCAUAUAUCAGAGCUCAGCAAGACAUGGAUACAGUGGGUCUGACAGAGAUUGGCCACUCAGUGAACAGUAGCCAGGUCUCCAUAAAUGGCACAAGUGGCAUUGAUGAUAUAGAAUCAGGUUCACCUUUGGAGCUCCCACGUAUCCCUGUUCCAGCCACUAUUCCUGCGCCAGUCAGUGAAGUUUCAGUCCCCAUUUCAUCAGUUUCUGUUAGUAUCCAGCAAACACAGACACAUUCUACUCUACUGAAAACUCCUGUUGGUGAUGGGGUCUCUCUCUCAGUGCCUGAAACCACGGAAGAAUUUCCAGAUGAGGAGAUAAUUGGAGAAGAACUGGACACAUUGUUGGAUUCCAUUGGGGAGGCAAAUGAUUUUCCCAUGACCUCAGUGGCUGGGACUGUUCCGACAAACCUACCCAGUGACAUGCCGCGUUUACUUCCCAUCUUUCGCACUGGUAGCCCGGUCCUCCCAUCUGCCCUGAAGGGGAACAUUGGCUCAAAGGUUUCACUCCCAUCAGCCUAUCCAAUGCUUUCUGUCCAGAAGAUGGACUCCCUGGAUAGCAUCGUUCCAAACACAAUCGUAAAUAGUUUGGAUUCCUUGGACCUACUCCCUGCAACGGAAUCUCGGCCUGCUUCAAGACCAAUGACACCAAACAGUAAUCAAAGUACCUCCAGCAGCUUUGCACUGGGUAAGCAAUCCAACAGCCUGUCCUCCUUGAGCAGUUCCUCAACAUACCUUGGAGUAGUGCGAGGAGACAGUAGGUCGUUCUUGUCAUCAUCAUCGCCACUGACGAAGAACCCACUCAGUGACACACAUGACCUGCGCCAGGCUUGCUCCAGCUGCUUCGUUAAAAUAGGCAUUAAAGCAUUAGAUUAUAAUUAUAACCCUGACCUGGAUCACAAGUGUGGAAAAGAUAUAUUGAUUGGAAGAUUGAAGAGUUCAACAGACACACGGUGGAAGAAAAUCAGGCCUCGGCCUACCAAGAAUAAUUAUGGGGGGCCAUACUACAUUUGUAAAGAUAUCGCGAGUAAAGAAGAUUGCAAAUAUGGGGACCAGUGUACAUUUGCUUAUUGUCAAGAGGAGAUAGAUGUUUGGACUUUGGAACGUAAAGGAGCCAUAAACCGCGAGCUACUCUUCGAUCCACUGGGGGGUGACACGAGAGGCAGCCUCACAGUAGCUAAACUGCUGAAGGAACAUCUUGGCUGCUUUAUGUUCCUUUGUGAGGAAUGUUUUGACAGUAAACCCAGAUUAAUAAGCAAGAAGGCUAAGGACAGCACAUCACUCUGCUCUAAUCCAGAUGCUAAGCACAACUUUGAAGAUAAUAAGUGCUUGGUCCACAUGCUGUGCGACACAACGGUGAAGUAUUCCAAGAUCCGGCAGUACCAGGACCACUGCCAGUUUGAUGUGUGCCGACACGAGGUACGUUAUGGGUGUCUACGGGAGGACAGCUGUAACUUCGCUCACAGUCUCAUCGAGCUGAAGGUCUGGGUGAUGCAACAGAGUUCAGAGAUCACGCACGAAGAGAUUGUACAGGAGUCUACGCAACACUGCCUGAAUGUGGAAGCUAGUGUGAGUCGAGCACAGGUGCCAUCUGGAGCUGGCAAGGUACCCUCGCUGGGAAUGAAGAUGAAAUUUGUUUGCAGCCAGUGUUGGAGGAAUGGGCAGGUCGUUGAACCAGACAAGAACCUCAAGUACUGCAGUGCCAAAAUACGACAUGGAUGGACUAAGGAGCGGCGAGUAAUGCUGGUGAUGUCGAGUGAGCGGAAGAAGUGGGUUGCUAUCCGCCCAUUGCCUUCCUGCAGGAACAUCCCACAGCAGUAUGACUUGUGUACACAUGUUGCCAAGGGGAAAAAAUGCCAGUAUGUUGGAAACUGCUCGUUUGCCCACAGUCUUGAGGAGCUUGAUGUCUGGACAUACAUGAAGGAAACUAAAAUGUAUGACAUGCAGCAGGUAUAUGAGAUGUGGCUGAAGAACCAGAAGCCAAUGAUGGCCGGGGAGCCCACUGAGCUCAGCACUAAGCAGAGUGAGAAGCAGAUCCAUAUGCCCACCGACUACGCCGACGUGGGGCAAAUUGGCUACCACUGCUGGCUUUGUGGGAAAAACAGCAACAGUGAGAAGCAGUGGGCGAAACACAUCACGUCGGAAAAACACAAAGACAAGGUGUUCAAUUCCGAGGAUGAUCAGAACUGCUGGCAACAUCGUUUCCCUAUGGGAGAGUUUAAACUGUGUGAGAGACAAAGGAAGAAAUCCUGUCCUGAUGGUGAUAAAUGCCAAUUUGCCCACAGCCAGUCAGAGCUGGAAGAGUGGAUCGAACGCAGGGAUUUAAUGAAAAUGAAAUUUGCCAAAGCCAGGAAGGACAUGCUGAUCGCACCAGACGACAAUGAUUUUGGCAAAUACAGUUUUUUGAUGAAGGACUUAAAUUAAUGGAUAAAACUGGUUCAGUUUAAUUGUUGCUGCAACACUUUUAAAUUUUAAAGAGAAGAAAAUUGCUUUUGGUAAAAUGAUGAGUACAGUCCUGAACCGUGACCUCAUUACACCGAGGUAAUCCCUGUUGUCUUGCGCGCUGCGUUUUUCUCUCGUGUUUAAAUGCAGCUGUAACAAAGGCAGGAGCAGCUUUAAAUCGAGACAGAAAAGAAAGUGCUCACAACUGUUUACAGAUGUGUAGGAUGUUCCUGGGGUUAGGCAGGGUGGGAGGCGAGGGUUUGGGGAUCUGUGUACAGUGACAGAUUGGUUUGUGAACCCACAUUACACUUAGAACCACAGGGACAGCUUCAUGAAUCUAUAUGAGGCAGAGCUGAGCCAUAGUGACUAGAAUCUCAAGAGGAUAAAUGCACUGAGUCAGAUAGUGUGACUGUAUAGGGGAAGGAACUCAAACGGCAUGAGGGACAGAGGGACCAGGAUUUCUCCUGAUGGAUAACCCCUGAUAUUUAGUUCCUAGUCUGUGGCACACCAUUAUGACCAUCAAGCAGUGAGAAACAAGUACACUGACCAUAGACGGUGGGAGGGCUUUUCCCUGCGUUAGGGCAGUGCUGUGGAGGGAGAGGGAGGGCAGAAAGUUUGCAAUAACCUAAGUUGAAGAAUCACAAUGAGAAAAUUAACUCCUAACUCUAUCGACAUGAGAAACGGCAGAAUAGCUUACAUUAUCAAUCUUGUAUGUUUAUCUCCCUGUAGCAGAGCUAUUUGGAAAACAACUUGUAGCCCACCAGAGCUGUUGAUGUGCAGUUGAGCAGUCGGUCCAGUGAUAAUGCUGAAUAAAAACAAAGUUGCUGGAAGAGCUUUUUGCUCCUGAUUUACAGCAUCCGCAGUUCUUUCGGUUUUUAUUCAGUGAUAGUGCUGAACUGAGUCAGCAUCUGCCCAUUGCGUCUGUUGCACUGCUUUCACAGAAUAGAUAGGGCAGUUUGUACAAGGUUUCAAUUAAUGCACUGCCCUGUCACCCCUCUCCCAUUUCCAUCCCUGUAGUUGCUGAUUCCUGCCGAUAUCCUUCUACAUCCACACACGGGUUGUUAAUUCUUAAUGUGUGAACCCAGGCUGUGAGGUUAGGAGAAUGUAAAGCUGGUUACUGUAUUCACCAUAUACUUGCACAUGCGUCGUGGAAAAGCACGGAGAAUCCACUGAGUAACAACCGGGUGAAGAAACCCUGCUCAAUUUGUUUUAAUCUCCCUCCGCUCAACCCCCACCUAGUCAAGUGACAUUGAGGCUUGAAGCAAAGUAUUGUCAGCACAAGAUCCACCCUAACCCAGGCCAUGCCUUCCCCUGGUCCUAUCUCAGUUGUGUGUUGGUUAUAUCGACUGGGUCAUGAAGCAAGUUUUGGUUUAUUAAACAGAAAGAUCAUGAUAUAAAUCACCUUUUUAAUCAUUGAAGCUAGAGGAACUAAAGUUGACUUUUUGAAAGGAUGAAUUAAAUGAACCAAAAUAUCCUUAUCAUCCAAAUGUACCUGUUGGUGUAAAUUAAAAGGAAAUGGGAGGAGAGGGAAUAUUCUCAAUCAGGAAUAUUUCUCUUUUCCAACACUCCCACCCACCAAAGGCACUUUUCUGUUUUAAGUUUGCUUGGCUCCUUCUAAUUAACUUUUACAACUGGGAAAUGCAAAUCAAUUCGUACCGAAGAAUAUAUCAUAAAAGAUCAUUUAUUUCUUUCAACUGGUGUUAAGAGUUCAGGAUACAGCUGUCUGUGUCUCCCUCUGUCUAUCUCUCGUUUCUCUCUCAUUAACUUCAAUUUGUGUUCUUUGCUAAAAACCGGCCAACUCUCCCUGCCUCUCCAAACAGUCCAUUCUGUAUAUUCACUGCUUCUAUGUAAGGCUCUACACAAAUCUCAUUCUGUCUCUCCUUAUCUCAAUCUAUUAGCAUAUCCUUCUGUUCCUUCCUCCAAUUCGUAUAUUCAUAACAUCUAUUCUAUUUGCCUUCAAAAUAUGCCAUGUGAAAGUGAGUUCCACGUUUUGACCACCCUCUGGACAAAAAGGUUUCUCCAAAGUUCAUUUUCAAUUCAAUAAUUUAUUUUUAUAUCUACGACAUCGAGGAUAAGACUUUACAAAAGUGGAAAUAUUCUUUUCUACGUCUGCCCUGUUGCAUUCUUUGUCAUUUUCCUAUUCCUAUCUAGAGCUGUUCCAUACAUCUUUCAUUAUGCACAUUAUUUUAAGUUGUGUCACCUUGCAACCAUAUAUCUUUUGAGAGAAAAGAGCUAUCUGUGAAACUACAGAUGCAAAUUGAUACAUUAUUGUACACCCAUUGCCUGUAAUCACUGUUGCACAGUUCUUCCAAGUCAGUGUUCCCACUCCUCUCGCUGUUUCAUUUGCACUACUCCCAUCCUAUUGAUUCAAAGUGAAAUGUUAGGACUUAACUAUAAUGCAUAUUUUUAACAACUUGGUGCAUUAAGUCUCGCUCAUUCACACUCUGACCCAAGGCUGUCUUAAUCUAGACCAAACUAAUACAUGGUGCAGUGUGAAAUGAUGUUGUUGGAUAUUUAUAACGUCAUGUUCUAGUGAAAACUGCACGAGAAUGUGUAACAUUACGGAAGUAUCUAAUAUUUCAUGGAGUAGUGUGGACAAUGCAGUGUGAGGAAUGAGUAACUCCUUCAGUGCUAAACCCUACCCUGAACUAGAAUGCCUCAUUGGUAGACAAACAGGAGGCUGGAAGAGUACAGCAAGCCAGGCAGCGUCUAGAGGAAAGGAGCAGUCAACAUUUCAGGUAUUACCCUUCUUCAGGACUGGGAGAAGGGUGAUACCCGAAAUGUUGACUGCUCCUUUCCUCCAGAUGCUGCCUGGCCUAACUGUGUUUGUCUACCUUAGAUUUCAGCAUCUGCAGUUUUUUUGUCUCUAACUAGAAUGGCUCAGUGUCAGGCAACAUGUGGAUUUGUGCAGGGCACUGCAGGGAGGUAGAACAGGAGGAGACAAUCAAAGGCAGUGUCAAAGAGGGAGAUAUUAAUAAGGUAGGGAGAGAGAGUUAGUGAGGUGAAGUAACCUUUAGUGGAAAGCAAAUUGAAAACUUUGGAUCGGCUUACAAUCUUGAGUCUUGCACAAACUUGUGUGGGAAUGGGAGAUCAUUCAGCCCCUCAAAACUGUUCUGCUGUUAUUUAGAAUAGCUUAUCUGUUUCUUACUUCUAUCUACUCAGCUUGAUUCUGUGAGCCUUAACACCCUUCGAUAACAUGUCCAGUUGAUGUUUGCAGCUGAUUAUUUUGAACCAGCUGGUGCUUUGUUCUUGCCAGGGGCAACUGGUAACAGGACCAACAAAUCCUGUUCCCUGAGCUGCAGUGAGAGCUUUGAUUGCAGUCAGCGUUAUAAUUUGUGGGAGUUGUCUAUGUACAUGGUGCUUAAGGAAUGAGCUUUGUCAUCAUGCUGAGCAGCUCAGCGAUCAGCAUUUUCACCACGUCUGGGAUUUCUCACAAAGAAAUCAUGCUAACCCUUAUUGAGCCGCUCAGUACAGGAAUCUGUAAGCUCUCACCCUGAUUAAUUUGCCAUCAUGAAACUAUUUAAUAUCCUAUAUUUACAAUAGAACCAAAUCUAUCCUAAUGACAACGCAUUUUAUAUAGUUAGGGUCUUUAUUUUUUUUCGAGCUACUGAUUUUAGGAACAGACAAAGAUUGGUAAGCUGCUUUGAAUGUUUAUUGUAUGUGCUGCAAGCACUUUGGUCUCAUGGAACAGUACAACUGACUUCUCUUUUGGUACAAAACCAACUUUUCCACAAUGUAGACCUAGUGUCGCAUUGUCUCGUUUAUUCACCUGGAUGUCAGGUCAAGUCUAGACUGUGUUGGACUGGAUAUAUUCACAGAUUCUAUUGGCAAGACAUGAAGUUUGGGGAUGAAUAGAUGCUGUAGACCCCAGGUAAUGAGGCAAUGGAUUAUAGGCUGAUCCAUUCCCCUCCUUCCAUCCUGGUGAAGUGUAGAAGCCAGCAGAAAGUCAUUUUGAUAGGAUUGCUGAGUCCAAGCCUUUUACAUUAAGUAAUGUUGGUGUUAGCAGGACAGACGAUCAUACCCUCAGUCCUGAAGUCUUGUUUUGUUAGAGGGUUAGUGAUAUUCGUUGGAAAAGACAGUGGGGUCUUUGCUCCACCUAAGGUUCUCAGCAUUCCAGGAUAGCCCUGGAUUCUCCAGGAGUUAUGGGACAAUCUCCAAGACACUGCUACCAUCAAACCCGGGAGGACAUUCGUAGGCAUGUUUUAGAAAUUAAUCAUGGCUCUAUUUGUCACCUUCAAUCUUCUUUAUAUUCUGCUCCAUGUCAUUCACUAGCUUUCUUUGUUGAAGAAGCUGCAGUCCUGCUUACAUGAGUACACUGGCUUUUGGCAGGGAGCUGUGGUGAAACAUUUAACACGUUUCUUCUAUAUCUCCUGGAGGAUUGAGUUAUUUCUCAAUAAUUAAUCAGUUUGACAUGAUUAAGCAAACGAGGAACUCAGUUAUAUUCCAUCUGGUCUUGUAACUAAUCAGGAUCGUUAAACUUUUAGAUUGGCUCUUUAAUCGUGAUCGACUUAGAACUUGCAAUUCAAGUGAAACCCCAAAAUCUUACAUCUUUGAUAGUGAUGCUCCAUAAUUAAACCUGCUACUAAUAACCGUCUGUUCAGAAAGUUAUAUUAGGCUGAUGUUAAAGCGAUUGGCGUGUGUAGUUGAUUUGGCAUAGAUUGGAUAGGUUCACCCAUCAAGUAGUGAGACUGUGUGUGUCAGACAGAGAGGUUGGCGGCACAUGUUGAUAUCUCCAGGAACACGGACAGGGCAUUGUUGGUAACCGUGGUCCUUGCUCAAGGCAGAAGCAAGGCUCCUACUUCUAGUACAAAUGUUCAGCUUACAGUAUAUAAAAAAGAUUCUCCUGGCAGGUGACAGAAUCCUAUCUACAAAGAGAGGUUUUGGAAAAUAGGUGCAUCAUUGUGGCAAAGUCUCCGAUUACUGCCCUUCACUUGAGACAUUGUCCAUAGGAGAAUGGAACAAUUCCCUUUUUAUGUAUUUUAAUUAAGACAUUUAAAUACAUUGCUCGCUAACAUUUAAUAAGUUAGUUAAUGAUAAGCCUGGUUCAGUUAAGUCACUUUUUGCUGCAACCAUUUCUUACAUUAAAAUCUUUCUAAAAAAGUUGAGAAUUUUGGAUAUUAUGUCAUUAGUAAUAAUAGCUUAAUAUGUGCUUUCUUUCAAAUAAUGUUAUGAAUAUUAUAUUGUUGAUGCAGUUAGAUGGAUGAUAAGAAUUGUACUUAAAUUAUAACAUGAUAUAUCAUGAAGAAAAGCUGGAUAAUGCUAAUCAUUUUCCAUUAAUCUUAAAGCAUUGGUUUGUGUUUGGCUAGUAAUGAGAAUGCAAGGCUUGAGGGAAAUGAAUGGGCGGCUUGAAGGCAUUUCGGAAUCAGAAGAAAAUCCAAUUAAAAUUAAGGAGCUGCCUUGGGAUGUUACAUUUGGCCUCUCACCUGGGAUUCCAAGCCACUUCGGGUGAACUCCUGCUGGAAGAUGGAGGCAAGGUUAAGAUUUGGCUUGGGGAUGCCCGCUGUAGUCGGAUAGUCUGUUGGAUCAGAUGUGAGAAAACCCCCACAUGUAAGGUAGCCAGCAGAUCACCUGAAUCCCAUAGGAAUCCGUGACUGAUAAAGAGAAAUAUACAGGUCCCAGCCAGGAAUGGACAUAUGAUUGAUACAGCCCACGACUGCACAGCAGCCCUUACUGUAUUAUUUCAUUGCACUGGUCUCCAUUUGGGAGACAGACUGUGCAGGAGAGAAGCUGGUGUAGGAUGGCAGGCUGCACUCUUCACUCACACAUCAUGUGUGCUUCGCUAGGUGACGAAAAGGAGAAAGAGAGGAGAGUGUCAAAUUUCAAUAUACUAUUGCAUUAUGAAUGUUAAGAAAAGCUUUUAACUUAGCGUACACAUGUGACAGUUUGUUUAGACAAGGGGGAUUUGAUGAGUAGUAUUAUUAAGAAUGUUUUGAUAAAGUGAGCUUGUCCAAACAAAGCUCAAGAGGAGUUUUGAUUGCUGUAGGGCAUGGAUCUAAGGUCAUUAUUAAAAGAUUGAGAAUAUUUUUGAAGAUGUUUAUUGAGAUAGGAAAAUCCCCUUGCAGAAUUUAAAUUUGCUCUUAAAAUAGAAAUGGAUAAAUAUUUUUGUUUCGAAGGGUAUGGGGGAAGAGGAAAGCAGAAUGUGACAAAAUUGUUUGUUCCUCUAGAGAGUCAGCAGUGGACCACCAGGCCCCACAUUGAUCCAGUGUCCCUUCUCCAUGCUGGAAGUGUAAUGGGGCCAGGCAGCAACUCUCCCCAUACACCCCCGAUUCCGAUUCUGUCACAAAUCCCAGAGUCACCUGGCUUAGCGCUGCUUAAAUGUCAUCCUGAGUCCCCUGCCAAUGAUUGGCUAGGAAUGUGAAGGUCCACAGGGAGCUUUGAAAGCAGGGUGCUCCUCGAGGGGCCAGGGAACCAGGGAAGUAGGAGGAACUAAAGAAAUGAAAAGAGCAUGGGAGUUGAAGCAUCAAUCAUCGUAAUCCUGCUGCGAUCUACCAUCCAGAAAUAAACAGGAUCACAGGAUUGUAAAAACAGACUGGGAGGCUCAGCAGAGUAACCGUUCCCAUGCUCCAAACUAUUCAAACACUGAGGCCAAAUGUAGCACCCCAACUCCAGGCAUGAGGUUCAUUCACUCACUCUGCUUCGCAGUUGCAAUUUGGUGAAUAACCUGGUGGCAGCAGGUUUUGUUUCCCUAAAGUUCUUAUUUCUAAACUGUUGGAUUCCAAGGGCCCCAAUUCAAGUUGCAUUUGAGAGAGUGUUACUGUCCAGUAGCAUCUGAACAGUGAGGCUGUGAACAUGGCUAUGCUAAAUACCAGUCAGACCGUAUAAAUUAGGACAAGAGCUGAGGCAGCGGAGAAGUGGGGGACACGGGCAAGGAAACAAAAUGAGAUGAGGACCCCCUUUCUCCCCUUGAUUGAUGUUUGGAUUCUCAUUUCAGUCAUUCUACAUAAUUAAGAUCAUGUUUACAUUUUUUUUAUAUUAUAUAUAUAUAUGAAUAUAUACGUACAUAUAAAAUACAAACAAGUACCUUUGUAAUGUGUUGGGGCCCUCAGUGAUUGUACAAGAUGUUGAUGUUCUUUGUUUAAAAUGUCUUCUACGAAGAGAGCAUGUGAACCCAGGUGGCCCCUGGUCAAAUGAGGAGAGUAAAUAUAAUGACUUGUGGCAGGCCUGUGUGGAUGCAGAGACUGCUGUAGGUGAAUGGCUUAAUGUAAAACUAUUGCAGAUCAGUAUUUCAAAUAAUUUGAACAGAAUUAUGGAAACAAGAGUGAGCCGUGAACUGUAAUCUUGCUCCAUUGCAGUGGGUCAAGAUAGUGUUAUUCAUGCGACUGUGCUUGCAGAGAAACUUGCUUUAGUGGUCACUUGGAGCCUCAUCUGAUUCAGCCAAUAUAAGUUUUUUGCCAAAUGCAGUUAUCAUCCAGUACAGAGGGAGGCCAUUCAGCCAAUUAACUCUGUGCCAGCUCUUCAAAAGCCCCAUUCUUCUGCUCUUUAACCCUAAGUUGUGUGGUUCUCCCCAGUCUCUUCCAAAUAUUUAUCCAAUUCCCUAUUGAAAAUUAGUGAAUCUGCUUUGAGAUUUUAAUAACCCAUUCUGUUUUUGUUUUAAAUCCCAUCCUCUUUGCCUAUUUUGCUAAUAACUCUGCAGUCUCUGACUUGUAUUGUCUGUCUGACCAGAACCUUGUGUGCUCUGGGAGCUGGAGAUGAAAAGUACUUUGGGAAAUUAGGAAAAGGAAAAGCCAACUGAUGGUUUCUACAAGGUCCUCAGCAAGUUGAUAUCCUUCCAUCUGCCAGAGAUGACAGGGAACUCGGCUCUUAGAACUUUGCUGCGUUCAGAGUCCAUUGACAUCCACUGUCCUACUGAUCAUUGAUCAUAGACUCCCUACAGUGUGGAAACAGGCCCUUUGGCCCAACAUGUCCUCACUGACCCUCAUCCCACCCAGACCCAUCCCCCUAUAGCCCACCUAAUCUACACAUCCCUGAACACUACGGGCAAUUUAGCAUGGCCAGUCCACCUAACCCGUACAUCUUUGGACUGUGGGAAGAGACCGGAGCACCCGGAGGAAACGUGUUGGUCUGAAAAGGCUGCGUCUGUCACACAAUACCCUUGGUCGCUGUGCAGGCCGGUCUCUGCUGAUGCCGCCUUUGCCAGGCUGGCAUCUGCUCUGGAGCUUCUGAACUCGUGUGUUAUCAUUGGUGGCAAAUUCCUCCCCACAUCUGAUGCAAACAGUGGCACCAAUCUUUCAGCGAGAGAGCAUGUCUGAUCAGUUGUCACAGGUUCCCUCCGGCCUGUGUCUAAUUAAAGAACCACACCAUGGAUGGGAGUGUCAAUGUGGAGACAGUGUCAUCCCGUCCAUUUCUCCCACCCCCACCUUCCUAAUUCCACCCUCUCUCUCUUCCCUGCCUGUCUGGCUGAACAGUCCUGUAAUGAAUUCAUCCUAUUGCAAAGAUCAGUUUUUAAGUUCAAUCACACAGGUGUCCAUUUGAUGCAGGUUUGACUGCAAGUGCUUUGAUUCAACCUAGGACUAUAUGUAUUAACGGGAGAGUUUUACAAACAAAUGUAUCUUGUUGAGCCAUGGGAUCUAAUUCCCAGUCUUGCUGGUUUGAUUCUGUAGGCACGUUCCCAUUAAGAAGCUUCUCUUUCAGUUUAAUAAAGGUGUUGUUUUCUGUG